Messenger RNA from Sinocyclocheilus grahami, 4282 nucleotides. RefSeq names its product enhancer of polycomb homolog 2 (Drosophila) (gene epc2). The record is from RefSeq and is a predicted model, not a curated record. Gene Ontology annotation, biological process: regulation of transcription by RNA polymerase II. Gene Ontology annotation, cellular component: NuA4 histone acetyltransferase complex. Lineage: Eukaryota; Metazoa; Chordata; Actinopteri; Cypriniformes; Cyprinidae. The transcript is spliced from 14 exons.
UGCGCGCGCAGCGGCACCCGCGCGCUCCCGCUCCCGCUCUUUGGCAGUGUCGCGCGGACUGUCGGGAUCAUGUCCGCCAUGUUUUCACACCAGCCUAGAAAAAAAAACCCGUGAAAAAACACCAGAACUCGCUCAGAGAUGCCUUUAACCGCCGGAUUUCGAUUGGAGGGUCGUCAGUGAGCGCGGCCGCGGAGAGAACCGUCGGCUCGUGUGUGUAUUUGUACCGAAUGAUCCGUGUUUAGUGUGUUUGUGAUCGCUGAAAACAAUGAGUAAACUCUCGUUCCGCGCGCGAGCGCUAGACGCCGCCAAACCGCUGCCGAUCUACCGCAAUAAAGACCUUCCGGACCUCACCGACUGCGUCUCCAUCAACCGAGCGGUUCCGCAGAUGCCAACCGGAAUGGAAAAGGAAGAGGAGUCGGAGCACCAUCUCCAGAGGGCCAUCUCUGCCCAGCAGGUGUUCAGAGAGAAGAAGGAGAGUAUGGUCAUCCCUGUGCCAGAGGCUGAGAGUAACAUCACGUAUUAUGACCGCCUUUACAAAGGAGAGUUUCGCAUCCCCAAACAGCUCAUCCACAUCCAGCCUCUGGGUCUGGAUAACGAGCUGCCUGACUAUGAUAUGGACUCAGAGGAUGAGACUUUACUGAACAGACUCAACCGCAAAAUGGAGCUCAAACCUGUGCAGUUCGAGACCAUGAUGGAUCGGUUAGAGAAAGCAAGCACCAACCAGGUAAUAACAAGUCAGUGCUUCUUAUCUGGUUUUGCUGUAGGACAUAGAACAUUAAGUUGCGAGCCAGCAUGGUACCAGAAUUGUAUGAGAGUAACAAUCUCAUAAAGCCAACGGGAUGGCUCCACCAACAAUGAUGCUUACGUGGCCUUCAGGCGUCGCACAGAGAAGAUGCAGACUAGGAAGAAUCGCAAGAAUGACGAGGUGUCUUAUGAGAAGAUGCUAAAGCUGAGGAGAGAGUUCAGCCGAACCAUGAGCAUCCUGGAGAUGAUCAAGAAGAGAGAAAAGAGCAAACGAGAGCUGCUGCAUCUGACGCUGGAGGUGUUUGAGAAAAGGUAUCAAAUUGGAGACUUCUCAGGAGAGAUUCUGAAUGAGGUCACUGUACCUCUGGCAGAGAAAACCAUUUACCCUGCGCCCAUAUCCUUGCCCUUAAGUAGUCGGCACAAGGCAGAGAGCAAAAUAAAGUCACACAAAUCUGGGCCCAAACACCUCCACCCCUUCACAGUCAAGCCUGAGCCUCACUUUGACUUUGUGCGGUCCCAUAAAAAGUACAGCAGGAGGCCCAAACUUGAUACAUUUCUCCAGCCUGGUCGGCCAGAGCGACAGCAAACCAUCAACAAGGCAGACAUUAAACAAUAUGACUUUCACAGCUCUGGCGAAGAUGAUUACCCAUUGUCUCCAGCUUCAGAGCCAGAUGAAGAGAAUGAUCCUGAUGGAAUCUUUGCCUUCAGACGGAAAGCUGGCUGCAGUUACCAAGCUCCGCUGGUGGAUCAGAGCUGCUCUCUUCACUGGCAGCAGACGGGUCAGGACCGGCUGUGGCAGCGGAACUGUCUCACCGCUCUCUCUGUGCCCAGACGCUGCAUCGCAGUGGCUCGUGGGAGGGUGGGCAGAGGUGGCAGGGUUGUUUUGGAUCGCACCUCGUCAGAUCUGGACCGUGCCCUCAGGCAUCUGGACCCUGACAUGUUUUAUCCGUCUGCUGACUCUAUUGUGCCUGACCUCCCCGUCCACACAAACACAAACUCUCACAACUCCAGAUCAAGCCCUCAGCGCUCACUGACUCUGCUCCUGAGUGACAUCCAGGCCUGCAGGUGGAAGUUUUUCCGCCCUCGGCCGCUACAGGAGAACACAAGGGGUGAGGACAAGAAAGGGACUCCGCAGGUGGAAAAAGGUGGAGUGACGCCGCUCUCUAACAUUGUGUCAGGUGGAUUCACAGAAGAACAGUUUCACUCCCAUCAGCAGCAGCUGGUACAGAUGCACAAACAGUUACAGCAGCAAGAACUCCAGCAGAACUCGACAGCACCAGAACUGCACACACACCUGCCUAACACGGCGUCAUCUGACUGCAUGUCGAAGACUCUGGAUUCGGCUAGUGCACACUUUGCUGCCUCUGCUGUGGUCAACACUCCUAACAAUGAAAACAGGCCCCAGAUCGCUAGUGUCAAUGGCGUCCUUCCUAAUACAGGAAGCUUUAGACAAGCCAAAUUGAACCGUUCUGUACAGAGUGGAGGUGGUGAGUCAGGCUCUUUAGUCCGGAUGACGAAUGCAUCUCUGCCUCAUGGCCACGGGCACCUGAGCACCGUGAGCACUGUGUCACCUGCCCAUACGCACCACAGUGCACGCCUGUGCGCCCCUUCACCCUCAGCCUUAAAGUUGGCCAGUGUUGCUAACAGUCUGGACCGGGUACCCAAAGUCACCCCCACUAGUGCCAUCGACAUUGCCAGGGAGAAUCACGAACCAGAGAGACUGGCUCUCAACGGAUUGUCAGAGACCACAGUCGCCAUGGAGGUCACAUAGCCCAUCCAAAAACACAGAGACUGCAGCGCUGAGAGCUGUGCGCUUCUACACCGACUUAUACCCAAUAACAGCAUAUCAAAAUAUUAAGAAAUUUGUCAAUAUUAUAAGUGUACAUUUUGUAAAAUUGGGAAUUAUCACUACCUUGUAAAAUAGUAUAUUUGUAUCAUUUGUCUGUCUUUUCUGUUACAUGAAUCCUAGAUUGUUUUUUUGUUUUUGUCAUCAUGCUUUUGCACUUGAAAAUGCAAGCAAGACAAGUGCAUCAGUUCAUGUUGGGAUCAUGAGCAUGAAUAUAGGUCCUGCGUCACUUGUUUUAACUAUUUAUUUUGCAAUGUUUACAUUUUUGUAUCUCGUACAAAUAAAUCCGAUUUUGUGACCACAAAAUGCAGACAUAGCUAGUAUACCAUGCUUUGUGCUUGUUUCUUUAUAGGAAGAAGAAAGCUAAAUUUGGUUUCACAGAUAUGUACUUUCAAAAAGGGUGAUCUUCCCUCUCGAAAUGUCAACCAUUUUUAAUUGGUUUAUUUACUUGCCUUCCUCUCCUUGUCUUACCAAGAAUAGUAUGUUAAUUCUGGAGACCAAUGGGCUUCGUCAGAAUGUGCUUAUGAGAAGCUCCUCGAGAAAUCGAGCGGAAGAUCUUCAGUUUGUCAUUUACAUUCUGCUCUUCUGACGGAAGCCCUCGUGUCAUUUGUCUUUAGCCGUUGCUGGUUAACCAGUGUUGAAGGAGCUGUUCAGGGUUCUGACUGGUGUUGUAUUGAAAGUAAACUACAGGUCACAAAUGCUGUCAGCCAUCUUGUUUAUGAAUGCUGAAAUUUAUACAUCCUCAGUCCAGUGUCUUCAAAUAAAUUUCCCCUUUUCAAAUGGCCUUUUUAAUGAAAUGAGUGAAUCUACUACCACAGCUGCCAGUCAACAAUUACAUUUCAGUUAUGAUAACUCGGACAUGCGUGUUUUGUUUUUACGAUGUUUAGGGAAAAGUACAUAAGCCUAUAGGCAGGCCUUCUUCAUGAACUUAGCUUGACAGUCCAUAGGGUUUGCUAGUGUGGACGUGACGGAUCUUUAAAAGCUAUUUUAACAAUUCAAGGUGUGUUAUUAUUGUGGUCAGCUGGUGAGUGAGUGCUGCUUAGUAUGAUCAGUUUCUUGCGUUUUUGUUUCUUUUUAAAAAAAAUUGUUUUUAGGAUUUAAUAUGUAGUUUUAACAAUGCAAGAAUGGGCUUUAACCACCAGAGGGGGCAAAUGAGAUCUUCAAGCCGUAUUGCCAGGAGGAAGCUGCUAGUUUGGCAGGUUCCCCAGAAGUAUUGUGACCUGCUUCCUGCCGUUUUUUGCUCAUGAAAGUCUUUGAGCCAAUCACCUGAGCCCUACAUGCUAAAAAUCUGAACUCAACUGAAAAUGACUUUCUCUCUCAAUGCUGAGUGCCACACAGUCUCAGUAUUCACAUUUCAGGGGAAUAAAGCUACAAAGUGCUUACUUCUAGUUGUCUCUGCAUAUUAAGCUGGGAUAAGAUGAAAUAUUUUAACAUCGCCUUCAACUAAUCACCAAAAGCAGCGCUGGCAAAGUUAUGCCCUUACAGUCGCUCUUGAGAUGGAAAAACGUAAUUUCUUUAAAACAAAAUCCACCCCAAACAUUUGAUUAGUAGUGCAUACUGGCAACCCUAACAAAAUAACACAUGAACAUAGCAAAAGCAUUUUGUCUGAUUUUUCUGUUUAUUAAUUUUUUUCUUAAAUGGAGCUUGUGUCUAAAGACAGAAGAGUGUUUAGCUUAUAUACAAAUGAGCAAA